Molecule: messenger RNA, 581 nt
Organism: Argiope bruennichi
Lineage: Eukaryota; Metazoa; Arthropoda; Arachnida; Araneae; Araneidae
Product: keratin, type II cytoskeletal 2 epidermal-like
Exons: 23
Coding region: 6-566 (186 amino acids)
Source: RefSeq, a predicted model, not a curated record
UGUUCAUGCUGAAUCGUGUCUCCUUUCUUGCGCUGCUACUUACGGUGAGCUACUCAGUAGCUCAGAAUGGAGAUAUGUAUGGAAAUAUUAAUGGCAUUAUGAAUAACCUACUGGCUAACCUGGCUAGGAGAAUCGAUGUGUCGGAUACAGUGAACAGUAUGCUGAUGACAAUAGAAAAUUUGAAUGAAGACUUAAGAAUUUUGACGGCAAGCAUAACAAAAUUGUCACAAUCAGUACCAGGUUUUGGCCAAGACAUUCUCUGGUUAGUCCGAAAUUCUGCAGAUCAAAUGAAUGACGUCUACAGUACCUGUUCUGGAGGUGGAGGCGGUAGUAGUGGAUUUGGUGGAAACAGUGGCGGAGGAUUUGGCGGAGGCAAUGGCGGUGGAUUUGGCGGAGGCAAUGGCGGUGGAUUUGGCGGAGGCAAUGGCGGUGGAUUUGACGGUGGCAAUAGCGGUGGAUUUGGAGGAGGUAAUACAGGUGGAUUCGGUGGAGGUAAUGGCGGUGGAUUAGGAGGAGGCAGUAGCGGCGGAUUCGGUGGAGGAAGUAGCGGUGGAUCUGGUAAGUGAAAUUUAUGUCGUUCA